AUGUCCCCUCCUCCAACUCGUCCAAUGCCACUCUCGCCGAGCCUGGGCUCACUAACAUCGGCUGCUGCAACGAGCUCAACGCCAGCUGACGGCUACGCUCGCUCACGCGGCGUUGGCGCGUGCGUAGUUACUUUCACUGUGGGCGGGCUUAGUGUGCUUAAUGCGAUAGCUGGAGCCUACGGUGAGGAUUUGCCUGUGAUUUGUAUCGUUGGAGGACCCAACUCCAGUGACUAUGGGGCUGAUAAUAGGAUUCUUCACCAUACAAUUGGGUCACCUGAUUUUAGCCAAGAGCUUAGGUGCUUUCAGAACGUCACUUGCUAUCAGGCUGUGAUAAAUAAUUUAGAAGGCGCAGAGGAAUUGAUCGACACAGCAAUUUCAACAGCCUUGAAAGAAAGCAAGCCUGUUUACAUCAGCAUAAGUUGUAACUUGGCUGGAAUUCCUCAUCCUACUUUUAGCCCUGAGCGUAUACCAAUAUCAUUGUCUCCCAGAUUCAGUAAUCAAAUGGCCUUGGAGGCAGCAGUUGAAGCAGCAGCAGACUUAUUGAACAAGGCAGUGAAACCAGUUCUGGUAGGUGGGCCUAUACUCCGAGUUGCACAAGGAGUUGAUGCCUUUGCUGAGCUAGCUGAUGCUAGUGGUUAUGCUUUGGCGGUGAUGCCUUCAGCAAAGGGAAUUGUGCUAGAGCACCACCCUCAUUUCAUUGGGACGUACUGGGGUUCUGUGAGCACCGCAUUUUGUUCUGAGAUUGUGGAGUCUGCAGAUGCAUACUUGUUUGCCGGACCAGUUUUCAAUGACACCAUCUCUGUUGGGUACACUGCCCUUUUCAAGAAAGAGAAAGCGAUCAUCGUGCAACCGGAUCGCGUGACAAUCGGAAAUGGUCCUGCAUUUGGUUGUGUUCUUAUGAAGGAUUUUAUAAAAGCUCUUGCAAAGAGGCACACAUAUAACAUGACUGCUUAUGAGAACUACCAAAGGAUAUUUGUGCCUGAUGGCCAGCCUCUGAAAUGUGGUCCCAGAGAAUCUUUGAGGGUUAAUGUUCUGUUCCAACACAUCCAAAAAACGUUGUCAAGUCAAACAGCUGUGAUAGCUGAGACAGGAGAUUCAUGGUUCAACUGCCAAAAACUGAAAUUGCCGCCAGGAUGCCGGUAUGAGUCCCAAAUGCAAUAUGGAUCGAUUGGUUGGUCAGUUGGAGCAACUCUUGGGUAUGCUCAGGCUGCACCUACAAAGCGAGUGAUUGCUUUCAUUGGUGAUGGGAGUUUCCAGAUGACUGCACAAGAUGUGUCCACAAUGCUGAGAAAUCGGCAGAGAAGCAUCAUCUUCCUGAUGAACAAUGGAGGAUACACAAUUGAAGUUGAGAUCCAUGAUGGGCCCUACAAUGUGAUCAAGAAUUGGAACUACACAGGACUGGUUGAUGCCAUCCACAAUGGGGAAGGCAAAUGCUGGACAGCUAAGGUUCAUUGCGAAGAGGAAUUGAUGGAAGCAAUUGAGGUUGCAGAGGGGGAAAAGAAGGAAUGCAUGUGCUUCAUUGAGGUGAUUGUUCACAAGGAUGAUACCAGCAAGGAGCUGCUUCAAUGGGGGUCUAGGGCUGCUGCAGCCAGUAGCCGCCCCCCAAGCCCUUGUCAGUAA
This is a messenger RNA of Prunus armeniaca (apricot), 1620 nucleotides long. The record is from the annotation of a GenBank genome assembly. Lineage: Eukaryota; Viridiplantae; Streptophyta; Magnoliopsida; Rosales; Rosaceae.